Cynocephalus volans (Philippine flying lemur) is the source of this 718-nucleotide messenger RNA. RefSeq names its product C-type lectin domain family 4 member A (gene CLEC4A). Lineage: Eukaryota; Metazoa; Chordata; Mammalia; Dermoptera; Cynocephalidae. Bases 8 to 718 code for a protein of 236 amino acids. The transcript is spliced from 6 exons. The record is from RefSeq and is a predicted model, not a curated record. Gene Ontology annotation, molecular function: signaling receptor activity.
UCUGAAUAUGGCUUUGGAAAUCACUUAUGCUGAAGUGACGUUCAAAAAUGAAUCCAAGUCCUCAGGCAUCAACUCAGACUCUGCUGCAGCUCCCAAAGAGAAGACUACCCCUCAUGAAAGUAAUCACAGCUUUUCUAAGCUGCUUUGUACUUCACUGCUGAUAUUUCUCCUGCUAUCGGCAAUCUCAUUCUUUACUGCUUUUAUCAUAUUCUUUCAAAAAUAUUAUCAGCUUCUUGAAGAAAAAAAGACUAUAGAAGAACUGGUUCACACAGAAUUGGAGUGUAAAAAAGAAAAUUUGACCACAGAAGAGCAAGUCUGGAGCUGUUGCCCCAAAAACUGGAAGCCAUUUAGUUCCAACUGCUACUUUAUUUCUACUGAAUCAAGAUCUUGGAACGAGAGCGAGCAGAACUGCUCUGCAUUGGAGGCUCAUCUGAUGGUGAUCAACUCCAAGGAAAAGCAGGAUUUCAUCACCAGUCAGCUGCGAAAACAAUAUGCUUAUUAUGUGGGGCUGUCAGACCUGCAGGGAAAUAGCCAAUGGCAAUGGGUUGAUCAGACGCCAUACAACAAAAAUGUCACAUUCUGGCAUUCAGGUGAGCCCAGUAAUGUUGAAGAGCAUUGUGUUAUGCUAAAUAUUCGUUCACAAAGAUGGGGCUGGAAUGAUGUCCAUUGUGAUGGUAAACAAAUGUGGAUUUGUGAGAUGAUGAAGAUCUACUUAUGA